Messenger RNA from Kluyveromyces lactis, 1746 nucleotides. Its product is annotated as gamma-glutamyltransferase family protein. Bases 1 to 1746 code for a protein of 581 amino acids. The transcript has a single exon. NCBI's taxonomy places the organism in Eukaryota, Fungi, Ascomycota, Saccharomycetes, Saccharomycetales, Saccharomycetaceae. The record is from RefSeq and is a predicted model, not a curated record.
AUGUCAUUCAACGCCAGUAGAAGAUCCGUCGUAUACUCUACCCAAGGUGUUGUUGCGUCAACACAGCCCUUAGCAAGUGCAGCCGGAAUAAGAAUUCUCGAACUUGGUGGAAAUUCUGUUGAUGCGAGUAUUGCCGUUGCAUCUGUACUUGCCGUGGUAGAACCUGCAUCUACCGGAGUAGGUGGUGACUGUUUUAUGUUGCAUUACGAUGAGAGUAAGAAAAAGGUUGUAGGGUUGAAUGGUACUGGUAGGUCACCAAAGGCACUAGAUAUUGAUCACAUUCGAAGUUUGGGAAUUGAAGAUGUUAGGAUUCCAUUAACCUCCAUUCAUAGUGUCACUGUACCUGGUACCAUAGCAGGAUGGAUUGAUGCUAUUGAAAAAUAUGGCAGCGGAAGAGUAGGAUUAGAUGCAAUUCUUGCCCCGGCGAUCAAGCUUUGCAAAGAAGGACAUAUAAUUAGUGAAAUCAGUGCUUAUUUGACCGGAAAAUGUUGGGAAGACCUCGAAAGGCUCAACGGCAAUGAUCUAUUAAAAUACUGGGCCCCGAUUGAUGCGCCCCUCGAACCCCCUAACACCGGUAGCCUUGUGCAAAACAGGAAGCUAGCAGAGCUCUUGCAAUUGGUAGCAGACAAUGGGAAAGAUGGAUUUUACAAAGGUGUAGUUGCUGAAUCUAUAAUAGAAGAAAUGAAAACACGCGGUGGUUUAAUGGAUAUGGAUGAUUUGGCUGCUCAUAAGAGUGAUUUCGUUGACCCAAUAUAUUUGGAUUUCCUGGAGCAUAAAAUUUGGGAAAUACCUCCAAACUCUCAAGGGCUCGUAGUUUUACUUGCAUUAGGAAUAAUAAGAGAGCUUGACAACCAGAAAUUGAUUAAUCUGCACUCAAUGCAAAGAAAUUCUGUGGAGUAUUUACACAUGCUCAUUGAAUGCCUCAAGUUAGCCUUUUAUGAUUCAGACGAAUAUGUGUCUGACCCUAAUUGUCAGGAAGCCGACAUCCUACAUCGAUUACUCUCAAAGGACUAUUUAAAGAGUCGUGCAAAGCUAUUCAGCCCCAGUGGUAUCAUUGACUCUUCUGUUAUCAAACAUGGAGUUCCGAACGAAGAUUUCAAUCAGUCGGACACAGUAUAUUUUACCGUAAGUGACCCAUAUGGGAAUGUGACAUCGUUCAUAAACUCUUUGUAUGAUGGUUUUGGUUCUUGUAUUGUGCCACGAACUUUCGGAGGAUUUGCUCUACAGAAUCGUGGGGCCAACUUUAACCUUACACCAGGCACUAAGAACUCAUUAGAGCCUAGUAAAAGACCCUAUCAUACUAUUAUUCCUUCCAUCAUUACCAGUAACGAUGAAUCUACCGUUUAUGGAAUGGGAAAUAUGGGUGGUUUCAUGCAACCUAGCGGCCAUGUACAACAUUUUUUAAAUUUAAUUCUCUUUGGGUUGAAUCCACAGGAGUCACUGGAUAGCCCAAGAUGUUGUCUGUCUCCACAUCCAAAGUAUUCUCAUCUAGACCGAGGCAGAGGAUCAUCCGGACCUGUCAACACUCCUGUGUCUCUCAUUCAGUUAGAGGAAGAUAUACCGGAAGAUGUAUUUGAUGGUUUAGUUAAACUCGGUCAUGAAGUGGAAUAUGUAAGAGGUUUGUCCAGAUCAAUAUUUGGACGUGGUCAGAUUAUCAAAAGAACUAAAAACAACGAGACCAAUACCUGGCUAUACGCAGCUGGAAGUGAUAAAAGAGGUGACGGGGCAGCUGUACCUCUGAUUUAA